This is a messenger RNA of Lasiosphaeria miniovina, 1617 nucleotides long. RefSeq lists its product as uncharacterized. Gene Ontology annotation, biological process: nucleoside metabolic process. The record is from RefSeq and is a predicted model, not a curated record. The coding region runs from base 1 to 1617 and encodes 538 amino acids. The transcript is spliced from 5 exons. Gene Ontology annotation, molecular function: catalytic activity. NCBI's taxonomy places the organism in Eukaryota, Fungi, Ascomycota, Sordariomycetes, Sordariales, Lasiosphaeriaceae.
AUGGACGGGGGAUAUGUCGAUCUAAUGCUUACAGGUGGCAACGACAACAAGUCGUUCGGGCGCCUGGACUUCAAGGUCGCCAUUAUCUGUGCUCUGAAGCUCGAGUACGAGGCUGCCAUUCUGCUCUUCAACCCUGAGAGCAUAUGGGACCAAAGUGGACACCUCUUCGGCCGGCUGGACGAGGACGACAAUACCUACAUGCACGGCCGAAUCGGCGAUCACAAUAUCGUUCCUGUCCUGCUUCCGGGGCAAUUCGGCAAGGUGUCUGCAGCCCGCGUCACCACCGAGCUCAUCCCUGGAGCUGGGGGAGCUGGCGGCAUCGACGUCCUACUCGGCGGCGUGAUUGUCAGCACAUCCGUCGUACAAUACGACUUCGGGCAGUACUCUCCCGAUAGAUUCCACAUCAAAGACACAAUGAAGGACAACGAUAUUCUGGGUAUGCUCGAAACUCUUGACACAGGAUAUGGACGGGCCGCGAUAAAGAAAACAACGGCAACCCUGUUGCAGGAUCUCCAUCGUCGCGACACAAGCCGCACCUAUACCCUCCCUGCGGCAACGCAAGACAACCUUUACCGACCGAGCUGCCGCCACAAGCACAGGGGCGCUCCCACAUGCGAGUGCCUGAACACGACUGCAAACGGCGAUUCUGUCUGCAAGUUGGCCAUCGAGUUAUCCUGUGAGGACCUCGGCUGCGAGGAGGAGUCAGCUUGCGACUACGCCGCCUCGCACAAGAACAAGACGUGGCAGCUGUAUGCAGCAGCCACCCCAGCGUCCACAGCAAGGGCUAUUCUGGAGCGAUACGAGAAGACGGACAGAAUCACCCCGAGUCUCUUGGGAACUGAAACGUUUGCGACCAACACGAAACCCACCGAGUCCUCAGUGGCCUCGAUGCCCGCAGGCGCAGGGGUUCAUAUAUCCGCGGUUACCGAGGUCCACGUCCCCACUGGGAGCUCGUCAGCCACAACUGUCAUCGCAACCAUCUCUGCCGGAGCAGAAACUGCCGUAGGCGGUCCAGAAGACGAAGUUGACCAAGAAUCUGCAGCGACGUGGCCGGUACCCUUUUCCUUGAAGGGGAAUCUCAUCAACCGCCCGGAGAUUCUUAAGCCCGUCAUGGAGAGGUAUGAGGUAGGCCAACGGCGGGUUGCGCUUGUCGGGCUCGGUGGGAUCGGCAAGUCUCAGCUAGCGAUCAAGAUUGCACAGGAAGCCAAGAAGCCAAGAAGCCAGGAAGCCAGGAAGCCAGGAAGCCAGGAAGCCAGGAAGCCAGGAAGCCAGGAAGCCAGGAAGCCAGGAAGCCAGGAAGCCAGGAAGACGUCGCGGGUGUUCUGGGUUGACCCAACCACACGAUGCACGACGCCCUUCGCUUGGUUCACGGCUGGGCUGUGGCGUGAGGAGAAUGGCUGGUGGACGAUAAUUCUCGACAACGCCAACGACGAGAGUGUAUUCUUUUCUGGCGAUCCAAUGCCUGCAGACUUCCUGCCGAGCACUAGCAAUGGCUCCAUUCUGGUCACGUCGACAAACGAAAAAGUCGCGCAAAUGCUCACUGGUGGUCAGAAGAAUGUAAUCAGAGUCCGGGGCACGAGCGAGGAGGAGGCCGUGCACCUCUUCAAGGCUCUAUAG